Molecule: messenger RNA, 3044 nt
Organism: Panicum hallii
Lineage: Eukaryota; Viridiplantae; Streptophyta; Magnoliopsida; Poales; Poaceae
Product: G-type lectin S-receptor-like serine/threonine-protein kinase SD2-5
Exons: 3
Coding region: 468-2861 (797 amino acids)
Biological process (GO): protein phosphorylation
Molecular function (GO): ATP binding; protein serine/threonine kinase activity
Source: RefSeq, a predicted model, not a curated record
GUCAACAUUUUGCUUCAAAAGAAACCUUCUGCAUUAUUGGGAUGCUGUCUAUUCAACUCUGUGCUACCACUCUACCAGAUAUUUUUGGGACACCCUUGUGGUGCUCAUGAGUCUUCACUUAGUGAUCCUUGAUGCUAGAAAGACUCACGUGCCUGGAAGAAAUUUAUAUCAUGGACUUUCAGGUUUGUUAUAAGGAUAUUGCUCUUUGCAUGACGGACAAAUUGGCUGUGUAGACAAUUCUAUUUGAUUUUCGUAUAAAUCCUUCUUUGAGGACUUCUAGUGAGGGAGAGAGAAAUACCGAUAUUUCACAUGUGCUGCCUUCCUGUUUUUGUACACGGUGGAGAUUUCACAAAGAAGGGAAUUCUGUGGCCUGUGAUUCUCUCCGGGAAAAUCAGAUAUGCCAUAUAGGUUCUCCUCAGAGGACUGCGAAGCUUAUUGAUGAUUAUCUUAAGUACAAAACGGUGACCAUGCAAUACUUUAACAAGUUGAUGGCCCUUGUUUUCAUGCUUGGCUUCUAUUUUUCCCGCACCACCGUUGCUCAGACUUCCACUGUUGUUGUUCCGUCGAAUCGCCCAGACUCUUGGGUCAUUUCCAAAAUGAUGCAAAGUAAAAUAUACAUGGACAAAAGCAACACUUAUAUUCUUCCUGUUCUCUACAACAGUGGAAUGUCGUAUGAAGCUUAUUUUGGCUUCUAUACCAUGGAUGGUGAUUCAUUUAUUCUCGUUGUAGCGUUUUCGGUUUCGGGGCCCCAAGAUCCUGUAAUCUGGUCUGCUAACCCUGACAAUCCUGUAAGCCAGGUCGCCGUCUUGAGCUUCACCACGGAAGGGGAUUUGCUCCUCCAAGAUGGUGGCAGGUUCAUCUGGUCCGCAGCCACGAAGAACAUGUCAGUCGCAGGCAUGAGUCUUGAUCUUUCAGGAAACCUUGUGCUUUUUGAUCGGAAUAAAUCCUCAGUCUGGCAGUCUUUUGACCACCCAACAAAUACUUUGGUCAUGGGGCAGUCACUUUGUAGGGGAAUGAAUCUUACUGCGAAGCCAUCGGAAACAAAAUGGUCAUCUUCCAGGUUUUAUCUUUUUGCAGAGUGGAAUGGGCUGCGCCACUCUUUCAGUCCGGCAGCAUACACACAGCUAUUCCAAACUACAGCGACAACAACUUCUAGCCCAUCAACAUGCUACACGUUUGUCAAUGGAAGCCUGGGGUUCCCAGAUAAGAUCUUCUCAUUACCGUCAGCAAGUUCAUUGCAGUUCUUGAGGUUAGAAUCUGACGGGCAUUUGAGACUUUAUGAGAUGCAAGGGCCUAACUCACCCCGGAUGUUGUUGGAUGUAUUAAGCACAGUCCUUGCCUUCUGCGAUUACCCGUUGGCCUGUGGGGAUUACGGUGUCUGCAAUAGUGGGCAAUGUUCUUGUCCUAGUUUGAGCACUUUUAUGUUCCGAAAUGAAAGGCUUCCAGGUGCUGGAUGCAUGCCCUUGUCAAGCAUCUCCUGCAAACAUGCUCAGAACAAUAAGUUGAUACCACUCAACAACAUUUCUUACUUUAGCUACAGUUUGUUUUUAAAACUAGCUGUUCCAGGUUAUUCAGAAAAUGACUGCAAGCAAUCUUGUUUAACGAAUUGCUCUUGCAAAGUAGUGAUUUUUAAUUCUGGUAUAGGUGCUGGAUCCUGCUUAUUGUUAUCAGAGCAGAUGCUAAUUUUGUUUGCAGAGGAUUCAUCAAAUCUCUUCUCAGCAUUUGUUAAGAUACAGGAUAACCUCCCAGAAAAAAGGAGGGCGAUUAUUAUUGUCUGCUCCACAGUUGCUGGUUUUUCUCUAGUAUCAAUAUUAGUUUGUGCUGUCAUAUGGAAUAAGUGCAAGAAAGACAAGGAACCUUUCUUUGAUGGCAUACCUGGGACACCAAAGCGUUUCUCCUUUGAUGAGUUGAAGGUGGCUACCUGGAACUUCACUAUAAAGCUGGGACAUGGUGGUUUCGGAUCGGUCUUCAAAGGCAUGAUAGGGAAGGAAACCAUUGCUGUCAAACGCUUGGAGGGUGUUGAACAAGGAACAGAAGAGUUCUUGGCAGAGGUCAAGACGAUUGGUAGAAUGCAUCACCUUAACCUUGUUAGGUUAGUAGGAUUUUGUGCUGAGAAGUCACAUAAGCUUCUUGUCUAUGAGUACUUGUCAAAUGGCUCACUGGAUAAAUGGAUUUUCCACACAAAUCCAGUUUUCACUCUUUCUUGGAGAACUAGACGUAGCAUCAUCAUUGCAAUUGCUAGGGGUUUGUCUUACCUCCAUGAAGAAUGCAAGGAAAAGAUUGCACAUUUAGACAUCAAGCCACAAAAUAUUCUCCUGGAUGAUAAAUUCAAUGCAAAACUCUCAGAUUUCGGUCUUUCAAAGAUGAUAAACAGGGACCAGAGCAAAGUAAUGACCAGAAUGCGAGGCACGCGUGGUUAUCUAGCACCUGAAUGGCUGGGCUCAAAAAUCACUGAGAAGGCUGACAUCUACAGCUUUGGAAUUGUGAUGAUCGAAAUCAUUUGUGGUCGGGAAAAUUUGGAUGAAUCAGAGCCCGAGGAGAGCAUACACUUGAUAAGCCUGCUUCAAGAGAAAGCAAGGUCCGGUGAGCUGUCUGAUUUGGUGGACAGUAGCAGCAAUGACAUGAAAUCCCAUAUGGAGGAGGUCAUGCAAACAAUGAAGCUUGCAAUGUGGUGCUUGCAGGUUGAUAGUAGCAGAAGGCCUUUGAUGUCCACUGUCGCCAAGGUGUUGGAAGGUGUGAGGAGCUUGGAUGACACACCUGACUGCACUUUUCUCCCAAGUUUUGCAUCAAGCAACAUCGGUAUAGUGGGAUCAUGUUCUUCCUAUGUGCCUGGCGAGUCACAUUUAUCAGGACCUAGGUGAUAUCUGAUAAAGUGUCUGUUCACCUUUGGUUUGGUUGCUAUUUUUCAUUUUAACAUAUGUCUUAUUGUACCGGAUAAAGAAAUUGUGGAUCAGAUCAUAUGGAUGUGGCAUACUGUUCUCUCUCGCAUGCCCAUAAUACUGUCAAAUGCCAUAAAAACUAGUGAGAUUGAUGGAUUAAUUUUA